AUGAUAUAUAUCAUAACUCGUGCAUCCAUUUCAAAUGCAUAUCCCAUUUUUGCACAGAAGGGCUAUGAAAAUCCACGAGAAGCGACUGGACGUAUUGUAUGCGCCAAUUGCCAUUUAGCUAAUAAACCAGUGGAUAUUGAGGUUCCGCAAACGGUACUUCCCGAUAUUGUAUUUGAAGCAGUUGUUCGAAUUCUUUAUGAUAUGCAACUGAAACAAGUUCUUGCUAAUGGUAAAAAAGGGGCUUUAAAUGUGGGGGCUGUUCUUAUUUUACCAGAGGGUUUUGAAUUAGCCCCUCCCGAUCGUAUUUCCCCCGAGAUAAAAGAAAAGAUGGGCAAUCUGUCUUUUCAGAGCUAUCGCCCAAAUCAAAAAAAUAUUCUUGUCAUAGGCCCUGUUCCUGGUCAGAAAUAUAGUGAAAUCACGUUUCCUAUUCUUUCCCCGGACCCCGCUACUAAGAAAGACAUUCACUUCUUAAAAUAUCCUAUAUACGUAGGCGGAAACAGGGGAAGGGGCCAGAUUUAUCCUGACGGGAGCAAGAGUAACAAUACAGUUUAUAAUGCUACAGCAUCCGGUAUAGUAAGCAAAAUCUCCGGUAUGAAAUGA
Molecule: messenger RNA, 600 nt
Organism: Lactuca virosa
Lineage: Eukaryota; Viridiplantae; Streptophyta; Magnoliopsida; Asterales; Asteraceae
Source: the annotation of a GenBank genome assembly